Messenger RNA from Periophthalmus magnuspinnatus, 3523 nucleotides. It is a transcript of the gene magixb, whose product is annotated as membrane-associated guanylate kinase, WW and PDZ domain-containing protein 1. The transcript is spliced from 19 exons. The coding region runs from base 1 to 3438 and encodes 1145 amino acids. Lineage: Eukaryota; Metazoa; Chordata; Actinopteri; Gobiiformes; Gobiidae. Gene Ontology annotation, molecular function: protein binding. Gene Ontology annotation, cellular component: cytoplasm. Gene Ontology annotation, biological process: signal transduction. The record is from RefSeq and is a predicted model, not a curated record.
AUGUACAUAGACGCGUUCAAACGGAUCCUCUUUGAAAGGCUGAGCUGCCUGAAGAGGAUGUGUGUGUGCCAGCGCCAGGGCAGUUCGUUUGCCAUGUCUAAAACGGCGACGAAGAAGCAGCACUGGCGGUCCAAAGUGCAGGAUAGCUUUGUCCCGCUGUUGGGAACGUCGGGAGAGCUGGGGAUUUCCGUGGGCGGAGGUGCGGACUAUGGAGAGUUCCCCUUCGUCACCUCGGCGCCGGGAGGAGGCCUGACGGUGGGAGAUAUCAUUCUGGAGAUCGGGGGUACGCCUGUGCUCGGGAUGACGCUGGGGGAUGUCCGAGGCGUGCUCAACUCGUGCCCGCAUCCCGUACGGAUCAAGACCGUCCCGCCAGGCUCCUUGUUUGGUAAAGAUCUGCGUUUGUUUCUGAGUAAAUGCUGCACGCCGGGCUCAGUGGACAGCCAGCUCCAGCAGGUGAUCAGAGAAAACCUGUAUCUCCGCGCCGUCCCAUGCACCACCCGCCAGCCCCGAGUGGGAGAGAUCUCCGGGGUCGACUACAACUUCGUGUCGGUGGAGGAGUUUUUUUCCCUGGAAGAAUCUGGAGCUUUGAUGGAGAGCGGCAAGUUUAAAGGGAAUUAUUAUGGAACGCCACGUCCCGUUCACAUCAGCGCCGACAGCCCCCCCAUCACGUACCAGGAACACCGCAAUCUGCUCCGAAACUUCAGAACACGGAGCAAAUCGCUCAGCAACCUGGAGAAAACAGGCGACGAAGACAACAGUGAAGAGGACUCAGGUCUGUCAGGCAACAGCAGCGCCCCCUUCAGUCACAGAUCACCCAGCCGGCGGCGAGCGUCCAGCGCGGAGGACGGACACAUCGCGUACAGCUACAACGGCCUGAGGGGCAGCAGGAGGGGGGGCAGCUACCGGGGCAUGACCUUUGACCCGUGGGACCAGGCCUUCAGCGACCCGGGGAAGUCCAGCUACGCAGACGGCGUCCCAAAGAGGAGCAGCUGGCAGAGUCCUCGAGCUCCGAGCAGAGAGAACGUCUACAGAAACGAGUGGUUCACAGACCAGCCCUCGGAGCUCAGGGGUUUCCCGGUCCACACACACAUCAUAAAGGGCACCAGGGGGUUCGGCUUCAACAUCGUCGGCGGCAGCAGAGCGGGAGAGUUUCUGCAGGUUUACAGCGUCACGUCCAACGGCCCCUCUGCUCUCAAAACAGCCGACAUCUUGGUUUUCCUGGACGACGUGUGCGUUCUGGGCGUGUCCCAUAAGGAGGUGGUGGAGAUGCUGAAGUCCGUCCCGGUGGGUCACGCGGUCGACGUGGAGAUCAGGAGAGGUUACCCCAUGCUCUACAACCCCGACGGCUGCCCCAAACAACCCCCGCCCAGAAUGAUGGACAACGGCGACCCCAUCGUCCCCCCCACCACCGUCCAGCCGCAGUCCGUACACCACCUGCCCCGCCCCCCGACCCCCCAGAGCCAGCACUUCACCUUUAACGGCGUCCACAGCGAGGCCGGUUACAUGGAGCCUCUGGACACCAACGGAAACGCGCCGUAUUACCGCCACUCGUACAGGAGGUCGAGUAUGAGCAACGCCGUGCACUCCUCGCCGCCGCGGCCCCCCCGGUCUGUGAGGAGUUUAGCCCGGCUCCAGUCCUUUGACCCAACGCUGGCCAGUCAGAGCGACAGCGAGGUGGUGUCGGCCAUCGGCUCGCACAGAGCGUCAAUGAUCCGUAACCACAACAACAACUCCCUGACGACGCCCCCGCCUCCUUCUCGCUACGGGACGUACAAAUCCUCCGAGAGCGACUUGUCCACGUGCACGCUGCCCCGCCCGCCCGUGCCCCUGUCGCCGCGGAGACCCUCGUCCUCGCCCGGCGGUCCCAGGACGUCCCACCUGCUCCGACCGAGCCCCUCCCCCUCCAGGAGACCCCGGACGCCGGACAGCCCCCACUACACCAACGUCAACGGGUACCACGGCGCGCCCAGCCCCUCCGCCAGCCCCAGCAGCGCGUCCUCGAUCGGGGGGGUGAGUUUGGGGAGCGACCACGAGGGGAGGGGCCGGGGGGAGCUGGUGCCCGUGGUCCUGGGGCAGUCGGAGGCGGACAGGGGGCUGGGCUUCAGUAUGAUGGCGGGGGGGCUCGGGGGACGCCUCGCCAUUGUGAAAAGAAUCCUGGACAGGGUGCAGUGCAACUCUUUACAGCCAGGGGACGCCAUUGUCAAAAUAAAUGGUGCUGAUGUGCAGAGCCUGAGCGUCGCACAGAUACAGACUAUUCUCCAGGAGCACACCAAACUGGGAGAAGUCAUCCUGCUGGUUUAUCGAGGAGGUAUCUACCACUCCCCCGGUUCUUCUCGGAGACUCCCCCCUCUGCUGCUGCGGCCCCCUCCCCCUCCUCCCCCCGUGACCUCUGAACCCUCUGUGUUUCCUGACUGUUUGCCUUUGCCGCGGCGGUGUAACAGCACGCCUCCCUCCCCCGUCCCGUCCCGCUCCUCUCUGAUCCAGAGCACCAGUUUCCUGGAGUCCAUCCCCGUGACCCUGACCAUGGAGCCCAGAGACUGGCUGAGCACGGGGCUGGAGGACAGCGGAGUGACCCUCGCCGACCCCGCGCUGGAGCAGAGGUCAGGAGAAGCCCGGCCUUUUCGAGGGUUUGACGUUGAGCUGAGGAGAAAACCGGGUGAGGGCUUUGGGUUCGUCAUCGCGUCUCAGGACGUGGAGAACGGUAAAGCCAAAAAAACCAAAAACAACGCCAUGCUGGAGCGACUACAGUCUGCUUUAAAAACUGUGAAGGAAUCCAAACCGGCGUCUCUUCUGCCCCAUCGCUUCGUGACGGUGCGUCGGGGAAGUCCGGCGUCUAAAAGUGGGCAGAUCCGUCCAGGAGAUCGUCUGGAGGCGGUGGAGGGUCAGUCUGUCGUCCAUCUGCCCCAUCGAGAGCUCUCUCAGAUCCUGCGCCGCGCCGGGAACACGCUGCGACUCACCAUCGUCCCCAGACCCAGCACCUACUCUUCCACGUUCCCAGAAUCCAAUGAGUUUGAGUCCGGUCACAGAAGCAGGAAAGGUCAGAGGUCACGACCCAAGCGCGACUCGAGGUACUACAGCGUGGACCUGGACCGGGGCCCCUCAGGUUUCGGCUUCAGUCUCAGAGGAGGGAGCGAGUACAACAUGGGGCUGUACGUCCUCGCGCUGAUGGAGGCGGGGCCAGCCGCACGCAGCCACAAGAUGCAGGUGAGCGAUCAGCUGGUGGAGAUAAACGGCGACAGCACGGUGGGGAUGACGCACAGUCAGGCCGUGGAGCAGAUCAGGAGAGGAGGACACAGGAUCCACCUGGUCCUGAAGAGAGGGAACGGCUACGUCCCCGACUACGUGGAGCUGUCCAGUCUUUCUCUGUGUAUGACAAACUCUAAACUGGGGGAGCCGUGCUUCUAUGUGAUUGGCCGAACAGAACAUACGCGGCCGUGAGCGCAGGCCCCGCCCCCUCUCGCCCCUGCCCCGCCCCCAGGAGCCGGGUGUGGCUGCAGUAGGCCGGAGGAGGCGGACGGCGAGG